Molecule: messenger RNA, 858 nt
Organism: Rotaria socialis
Lineage: Eukaryota; Metazoa; Rotifera; Eurotatoria; Philodinida; Philodinidae
Source: the annotation of a GenBank genome assembly
AUGAUAAGCAGCAAUGAUGAAGAUGUGACUUCAUGGUUGUAUGGUUUCAAAUGUGGUGGUGCCGCUGCCAGUGUUGAAGACAGCAAUUAUUUUAUGGUGAAAAUUGGAAUUGUUUAUACCAACUCCUUCAGUCGUGUUCUUAAACGAUUUUACGACGAACAGAGAGCUUUCAGAUCUGAUAUGAAUCUUAAUAUACACAUUCCUGUGAAAUACAGAGAGGAGGCUGAACGGGUACCCUCAUCAGGAAGUAAAUUUACUGGUGCGCAGGGAGAACUUCGCUUGACCUACCUCGACGAGCUCAUCAGUGCAUUACGAAACCCGAGAGAUAACAUGGAUUCUAGACCUUCUGAAAAUGUCAAUCAAUUACUGGAAUUCGAUGACUUGAUGUUUAUUCUUCCCUUUUUACCUAAUGUUGACACACAUGAAAUUCGUUUGUGUGAAUCUGUUUGCCGAUAUGCCUUUGGUGGAGCCAUUUUGUCCGAUUUUAAAAUAGCAGCUGAAGCGCACAAAAGACAGCGUGACCCAGCCAGUACUACUUUCACAAUACCAUUUACGGAAUUAGUACUUUGCCCUGAAAAAAUUUUUGACGACACUCGAUCCUUAUUUAUCGCGGAGGCGGUUCGAACUGCACAAGCUCUGUGGAAAGCUAUACCAAGUUCCACUUUCCAUAAUCUUCACAAAAACACGGGAAAUGGUAACACCACUAAAGUCACACUUUUUUGGAACAUCCAGAAUCAACAUUCCGCCAAACAAUCUAUUUUAUUUUCUGUUAAGACUCCAAUCACAAGAGAUAUAUUAAAGUUUCGAAGUUUCAAUGACGCCGAUGUAUCUGACUCCGUUGCAAAAUCACCUGAAUAA